Molecule: messenger RNA, 1127 nt
Organism: Pyrus x bretschneideri (Chinese white pear)
Lineage: Eukaryota; Viridiplantae; Streptophyta; Magnoliopsida; Rosales; Rosaceae
Product: probable boron transporter 2
Exons: 3
Biological process (GO): monoatomic anion transport; transmembrane transport; monoatomic ion homeostasis
Cellular component (GO): plasma membrane
Molecular function (GO): solute:inorganic anion antiporter activity
Source: RefSeq, a predicted model, not a curated record
AAACAGGGACUAAAAGAGCUGAAAGAAUACACUGUCCAAUUGGCCUCUAGUGCUGGCUACAUUGAUGCCCCUGUUGAUGAGACUGUUUUUGAUGUGGAUAAGGAUAUUGACAAUCUUCUGCCCAUUGAAGUAAAAGAGCAACGUCUCAGCAAUCUGCUUCAAUCAUUGAUGGCUGUUUUGAAAAAAAUCCCAACAUCAGUUCUUUGGGGUUGUUUUACUUUCAUGGCGAUUGAAAGCUUGCCUGGAAAUCAAUUUUGGGAGAGGAUAUUGUUUCUUUUCACUGCUCCAAGUCGAAGAUACAAGGUGCUGGAGAAGAAUCAUGGAGUCUUUCUUAAGACUCUGCCUUUCAAAACAAUUGUGACCUUCACAUUGUUCCAGAUGGCUUACUUGCUUAUGUGUUUUGGCUUAACAUGGAUCCCGAUUGCUGUGGUGCUUUUCCCAUUGUUGAACAUGCUUCUAGUCCUGGUGCGGCAGUAUUUUCUCCCUAAGUUUUUCAAAAGAGCGCACCUUCAAGACCUGGAUGCUGCAGAAUAUGAGGAAGCCCUUUCCAUCACUUUCAACCUGCCCCUUGAAGAUCUGGAUCUUCAAUCAAGAACCACUAACAUAGGCGGUGGGCAGAUGCUUGACGAAUUGUCUCGGUCUUUGUAGAAAUUGGAUCAUCGACAGAGCACUCUGUGGCAGUUGUUGAUUCCCGGUUAACUAUCUUUGAUUUCUUUUCUCUGGUGUUUCUUUUGGGUGAAAGCAAUUCUGACAUGUGCGAAUCCUGCUUUUUUUUCUUAAUUUUCAGCCCAAAUGUGGAUAGGACAGAAUCGGGCAAGUGGUGCGGAACUGCAAUUCUUGGUUCUUCUGCUGGUUUAAAAUUCUUGGGGUGGUGAUUUAUUAAUUUCUGACAUUCUUUUCCCAUUGUUUUAAGCAGUUUAUGUCCCAAGUUUUAAGGUUUAUACAGAAAGUGACACUGCUAAGGCUGAUGGCGGAAGCAGGUAAUUGUGGUUCUAAACUUGUGUAAUUUCAUCUCGAUUACCGAAUGUUAUGGUUUUAAUCAAUAUCUAAGUUGUUUUAGAACGUUAUGGUUUAGUUAUUGGCAACCAUAUGGAUUGUAGGGGGAAUUAUAUCUGUUUGCCCCUUUU